This is a messenger RNA of Neohortaea acidophila, 666 nucleotides long. RefSeq lists its product as uncharacterized. Gene Ontology annotation, biological process: negative regulation of Arp2/3 complex-mediated actin nucleation; actin filament debranching. Gene Ontology annotation, molecular function: actin binding; Arp2/3 complex binding. The coding region runs from base 139 to 567 and encodes 142 amino acids. The transcript has 4 exons. Gene Ontology annotation, cellular component: actin cortical patch. The record is from RefSeq and is a predicted model, not a curated record. Lineage: Eukaryota; Fungi; Ascomycota; Dothideomycetes; Mycosphaerellales; Teratosphaeriaceae.
UCAAUCCAUCAUGCGGGGCGAUUUUAUUGCGGAGCCUCAUGGAGUGGGGUCUCUUCGCCUGCGGCCUGCCUUCACUCCAUCCUGGCUUCGACUUCAGCACCCUCCGGCCUGCUGCGGAACGCGCGCACAGUCACGACAAUGUCUUCCGAGCAGCGUCUCUACACCUUCUCGCCCGAGACGAAGCAGCAGCUGCGCAAAUUCCGGCUGGCCACAUCGAGAGCCAAAGAUCCCCAAGCGAUGAUAUACCAGAUAGACAAAAAGACUCUCGAAAUCUCGCAGUCGGACGAUGAAGUCUACACUGCCAUGGCGGAGCUCGCAGACGAACUGCCCGACAACUCGCCGCGAUUUGUCUUGCUGAGCUAUCCCUUGACCAUGAACUCUGGCCGACUCGCGGUUCCGUAUGUCAUGUUGAACUACCUCCCGCCAACCUGUUCCCAAGAAAUGCGUAUGCUGUACGCCGGGGCCAAAGAGCUGCUUCGAAGCGAGUCGGAAGUCGGACGGAUCAUAGAGAUUGAUUCCACGGACGAUUUGGAGAGCAUCGAAGGGCGACUGAAGGGGGAGGAGUGAUUGCCUAUCACCCAUGAUUCCACUACGCCAUUGAAUGCAUGUAACAGUGCUAGACAACAGAGAAUGGUAAAAUAUCUAACGAGGAAUUGACGAUGAAGC